Messenger RNA from Parastagonospora nodorum SN15, 2652 nucleotides. RefSeq lists its product as hypothetical. The transcript is spliced from 4 exons. NCBI's taxonomy places the organism in Eukaryota, Fungi, Ascomycota, Dothideomycetes, Pleosporales, Phaeosphaeriaceae. Gene Ontology annotation, molecular function: GTP binding; GTPase activity. Gene Ontology annotation, cellular component: endoplasmic reticulum. Gene Ontology annotation, biological process: endoplasmic reticulum membrane fusion. The record is from RefSeq and is a predicted model, not a curated record. The coding region runs from base 1 to 2652 and encodes 883 amino acids.
AUGGCCGACCAGCACUUGUCCGUCAAUGGCCAGACCCGCCCCGGCACCGUCAGACACCCGACCGCGCCCUCGAUGAUGAUGAACUCGCACUUUGCCGGCGUUGGCGACAACGUCGACAAGGAGGCCUACGGGCAUGGCAUCCAGGUCGUGGAUGAGGACAAGGUCUUCAACAACAACCUCUCCACAUAUCUCAACAUCGAGAAAGUCAUACCCGCCGGCUUCAACUACCACCUUAUAUCUGUCUUUGGGUCGCAAUCGACGGGCAAAUCCACGCUGCUCAAUUACCUCUUCGGCACACAAUUCGGCGUCAUGGCCGAGCAGGAGCGCCGGCAGACCACCAAGGGCAUAUGGAUGAGCAAGAACAAGCGCCCAGAGGGUGGCUCGGCCAUGGCGGAGAACAUCCUGGUCAUGGAUGUUGAGGGCACAGACGGUCGCGAGCGCGGGGAGGACCAGGACUUUGAGCGCAAGAGCGCCCUGUUUGCGCUUGCGACGAGCGAGGUCCUGAUUGUCAAUAUUUGGGAGCACCAGGUUGGAUUGUACCAGGGCGCAAACAUGGGCCUGCUCAAGACAGUGUUCGAGGUCAAUCUGCAACUCUUUAUCAAAGACAGCAAAACAAUCCCUAAAUCCCUCCUCUUCUUCGUCAUCCGCGACCACCUCGGAACCACGCCCCUCAAAAACCUCCAAAACACCCUCACACAAGACCUGUCGAAACUAUGGUCAACCAUCUCAAAACCGAAGGGACUCGAAAACUCGCGGAUAGAAGAAUACUUCGACUUCGCCUUCGUCGCGCUACCACACAAGAUCCUGCAGCCGGAGAAGUUUGAGGAGGCAGUGACAAAGCUCAGCCUGCGGUUCAAGGAGGGAUACAACGACCCAAAGACCAGCGGCCUUGUCGACGAGGCCGAGCUACCCAUCUUCCAACCCCAAUACCACCGACGGAUACCCGCGGAUGGUUUCCCAGCAUACGCUGAAGGUAUUUGGGAUCAGAUCGUGCACAACAAGGACUUGGAUCUGCCGACACAACAAGAGCUGCUUGCGCAGUUCAGAUGCGACGAGAUCUCGCGCGAGGUCCUGGUCCUAUUCGAUGAGACGAUUGCGCCACUCGAGGAGAAGCAGGCCGAGGACACCAGGAUGGGAAAGCCGUCGGUCAUUGCAGAACUUGGUGCGGCAAUGAAUGCUGCGCGGUCCACGGUUUUCAAAGAUUUUGAGACCAAUGCUAGUCGGUACCACAAGGGCGUCUACAAGAGGAAACAAGCGGAGCUUGAGGGCAAGGUAGAUACGCGCCUCAAGGCGCUCUCCCAGAAGCAGCUCAAUGCCGCACACAAGUCUGGCGUUGAGAGCUUUAGCGAUGCCGUCAGCGCUGCGGUGAAGGCCGGACAGAAGAAGGGUGCUUCGUAUGACUUCGCGCAAAUCGUCGACUCGGAAAAGAAGAAGGCAAUUGCACAGUUCGGGGAGCAGGCAAAGAGCAUUGUGAUCGAGGGCGCAUCAUGGAGCAGCUUUGAGCACGAGCUCAAGGUCUACCGCAAAGACCUGGACGAUGUAUCAGGACGUCUCCGCAAGGACGAGAUGCGACGACUUGCGACAAGAAUCGAGCGCUGGGUACGGUCACGAUUGGACGAGUCUGUUGGUCUCGAAUUCAACAAGCUCGGAACUGGCCGAGGAGGUUCCGGCGCACCAGAGCACGGCGAGCGCCCACCAAGCGAGAAGGAUCUCUGGGAUCGCGUGUGGGCAAUCUUCACAGAGACCGUUUCUAGCGCAGAGAAGCGCUUCACCGACCGCGCACAAAGCUUCGACGCUAGCCCCGAGGAAGUGGAUGUCGGUCUGUGGAGACUGCGGCGCAAAUCGUGGGGCGUGCUCCGCGCGAAGAUCGACGAGGAAGUCAUGGAAGGCAACAUCCUUCUCAAGCUUAGGGAGAACUUUGAAGACAAGUUCCGCUAUGACGAGCAGGGCGUGCCGCGGAUAUGGCGGCCUACCGACGACAUUGAGGGCAUUUACACCAAGGCUCGCGAGUCGACGAUUACGGUUAUCCCGCUGCUUGCGCGCUUCAAGCUUUCGAAAACGUCCGCGCCACCACCGCUCGAUGCUUGGAUUGGCGAUGCACCCGCUUCCGUCACUCCCGCCGACGAAGAGGACCUGACACCUAUCGGCGGCCUAGACGAAGAGGAGGGCAAGAGCCUGGAGGAAGAAAUGACAGUCCUCUCCGACGCCAAGCAAGCGGACCUGCUCAUCCGCUUCAAGAAAACCGCAGAUGGCGUCUACGUCGAAGCCAAGCGUAGCGCGAUUGGCGGCAUCACGCAGGUGCCGCUGUACUUCUACGGCCUCCUGGUGGCGCUGGGCUGGAACGAGAUAGUAGCCGUUCUACGCAACCCCGUCUACUUCAUUUUCCUCAUCCUCUGCGCCGUUGGCGCAUACGUCACCUACACACUCAAUCUCUGGGGCCCCAUGAUCCGCAUGGGCAACGCGGCGUCUGCGCAAGCGCUGGAAGUUGGGAAAGAAAGGUUACGCGAGUUCUUGGAGAGCAGCGAGUCUGGUAGACAGGCUAUGGCAAUGAGUGGCAAUCAGCCCCGAGGCGAGAGUGUGAGGAUGAAUCGCCUCAAUGGCAAUGGCAAGAAGGAUGAGGAUGCGGAAGUGGAGGAUUUGGAUGAUAUUUGA